AUGUCAGAUUCUAUGGCUACUAAGGAAGAGGCCACUAAGGUCUUCAAUAAGUUGAAACAACAACCAGCUAAUCAGGUUUGUUUUGAUUGUUCAAAUAAAAAUCCGACAUGGACAUCGAUCCCAUUUGGUAUCUUGUUAUGUUUAGAAUGUUCUGCUGCGCAUAGAAACUUAGGGGUGCAUAUUUCAUUUGUUAAGUCAUCGAAUUUGGAUUCAUGGCAAAGAAUUCAAUUAAGGCAUUUCAAAUUUGGUGGGAAUCAAGUUGCUAAAGAGUUCUACACUAAAAAUGGAGGUUCCAAAUUUCUUGGUAAUAAAGAUGGGGUCGAUAUAAAUGCAAAAUACACUGCGCCAGUUGCACUCAAAUAUAAGGAAAAAUUGAAGCAAAAGGCUCAACAAGACGAAGCAAAGCAUCCAGAUGAAAUCACUAUUGAUGACCUCGAAGAGAGUGGAGGUUUACUCACAGAUUCAAGCAACAACGUUUCAACUGAUGAUUUCUUCAGUAACUGGACAAAACCAAUUAACUCCACCCCAUCACCUUUAUCUUCUAAGAACAUUACGCCUAAUGCAUCUAAUGAUGAUCUCAGCGUGAAGAAGCCUGUAACUACGCGUACGACAUCCAGAUUGGUGAAUAAUUCAAGUGGUGCAAAUCAACCAAAAAAAUCUAUAUUGUCAUCCAAGGGUAACGGACCAAGAAAUUCGAGAUUGGCUAACAAAAGAAUCAAUAAGGAAACAGAAGCUAUUGAUUUUGAAGAAAUCGAAAGAAAAGCAAAGCAAGAAGCUGAAGAGGCCAAGGCAUUAGGCUACAAGCCAACCACUGAGAACCCUACUGAUAUCGAGAGUACUAAUGCAUCUAAGAAUGAACCAAAAAAGUCAAGCUUAUCAUUAGGUUCCAGAAAACAAGAUACCGAGGAAUUGGAUGAAUCACCUGCAAAAAAUGUUCCGAUCAAAGAAACCACUCAAAAAUUUCAGAAAUUAGGAUUCGGAAUGACAGCUGGCUCAAACGAGGUAGUGAACGAAAAGUCUAAAAACUUCAAGCCAAUCAAAUACACUGGUGAAGUUUCCAAUAAGUUUGGAACGCAAAAGGGUAUCUCAUCCGAUGAAUAUUUUGGAAGAGGACCUAGAUUUGACGAAACUGCCAACGCUGAAGCCAGAGACAAACUUCAAUCUUUCAACGGUGCCCAAUCCAUUUCAUCUUCGUCGUAUUUUGGUGAAGAUGAGUCUGCGCAAAACAAUACCCACCAAGGUGCCGGUUUAACGGACAUAGAAUCGAGCGCCAGAGAAUUUGCUUCAAGAUUUUCCGGAAACGCCAACCAAGAUUUGGACGUGUUAAAAGAUGCUUUCGAAGAAGGUGCAAAUAAAUUGGGCUCAUACUUAAGAGAUUUCUUGAGAUAG
Messenger RNA from Debaryomyces fabryi, 1389 nucleotides. It is a transcript of the gene GLO3, whose product is annotated as ADP-ribosylation factor GTPase-activating protein. Lineage: Eukaryota; Fungi; Ascomycota; Pichiomycetes; Serinales; Debaryomycetaceae. The coding region runs from base 1 to 1389 and encodes 462 amino acids. The record is from RefSeq and is a predicted model, not a curated record. Gene Ontology annotation, biological process: COPI coating of Golgi vesicle. Gene Ontology annotation, molecular function: GTPase activator activity. The transcript has a single exon.